Branchiostoma belcheri (Belcher's lancelet) is the source of this 5753-nucleotide messenger RNA. RefSeq names its product pro-neuregulin-2, membrane-bound isoform-like. Gene Ontology annotation, biological process: intracellular signal transduction; nervous system development; animal organ development. The transcript is spliced from 13 exons. NCBI's taxonomy places the organism in Eukaryota, Metazoa, Chordata, Leptocardii, Amphioxiformes, Branchiostomatidae. The coding region runs from base 222 to 2252 and encodes 676 amino acids. Gene Ontology annotation, molecular function: signaling receptor binding. The record is from RefSeq and is a predicted model, not a curated record.
GUGACGUAACUUCCGGCCCGGACGGUACUGGUGUGGGCAGGCUUCAGUGGUAGUGGCAGCGGCGUGCCGAGUUCGAUCCCCGCCCCCGCAACCACACAACUCCCCGGAAAGUCCCCGCGAUUGUGGAGAGACAUGAACUGGCACGGGGAGCACCACCACAUUGUCGUCACGUCACCGAAGAGGAAGCACCACCCAGCCGAUCGCGAGUCGCUGCCGCGGACAUGUCGAGGUUAGAGAGACUGGAACCCGCGACCCUCCAACUGCUCGGGUUUGUACUCGUGUCGGCCCUGCUGUUGUCGGAGGUCCCAACCUCCCGGGCAUGUGUCCCCCCACAGGGCGAAGGAGAAGUCCGGACAAGUCCUGAGUGGCUAGCCUACCAGUCGCCGAUCGUAGUCGACGCCAAAGUCGCGGAGACCCUGCCCCCAAACCCGGAUUCCAACAGAUACAACGCGACUUUUACUAUCAGGAAUUUGAAAAGAAACGUUUUCAAAGGACAGCUCUCCGGUCGGAGUAAAGUCAUCACCGUAGCCCAGUUCGGAGCUGAGAAAUCUUGUGUGGACCUAAAGAAAGGCCAGAGAUACUUCCUGUUCUUGGACCCGUUAGAAGAAGGAUCGGACGUAUACAGAGUCCACUACAACCCGGUCUUGUUCAACAAGAAAGAGCAGAAAAAAAUCAAGAAAGCUGUGUGCAAGGGCUGCGGAAAAGCGCCCAAAAUCAGAGGCCGCUUGAGGCCGGUGAAAAAACCAGAGGGCGAAGAAGUCCAACUGAAGUGUAACGUCCAGGGCAAACCUUUUCCCGCGGUCACGUGGAAGAAGGACGGCCAGCCGUUACAAAGUUUGAAAUUGAAAGGAGUUCAAAUCAAACCCUCAAAACGAGGGUCGAGAGUUAGGAUUAAGAAGUUGUUACCAGAACACGAGGGUACAUACGCGUGUGUAGCAGAAAGUCCUGCAGGAGACCCAGCAUCUACUGAAAAUACAGUAUCUAUUGAACAACCUGACUCAUCAACAACUCCAGAGACCACACCUCCAUCUGAACAAGACACAACAACAAAUCCUGAUAUAACUCAAACUCCAAUUUCUCAAUUUAACACACUUUCACCCCCUUCAGGCCACGGCAUUCCAUGCAAAGGUAAAGACACCGACUACUGCCUGAAUGGAGGCAAGUGCACCCAGCUUCCUGCAUUUGGCGGCGACAAACCUGAGAAGAGAUGCACGUGCAUGAAGGGGUUUAAAGGAGGACGAUGCCAGUUGACCGAUUUUCAAACCCCUCAGGAGCCGGUGGAUGGAGCAGUUGGGCGUGGUGCAGAAGAAAUUCAUCAGAAGAGAGUCCUUGCUAUCACUGGAAUAUGUUUAGCUCUACUUGUUGUUGGGAUCAUGUGUGGUGUGGCGUGGUAUAUGUCUAGGAAGCAACGUAAGAAGUGGUGCCGAAAACACCUGAUGGCAAACGGCCAGGCCCAGGGCGGGGACGCGGACGGAGAGCUUCAUGAGGGGGAGAUCAUGAUCCCAAUGGCAAACCUGGCUGGGGGUUCCCGCACAGAGCCCAAACAGGACCUGUCUGACGAGACGACCUUCAGAAACGGCGACUCCCACGCGCCCCACGACAACCCGAAUGGCGACGUCGGUCGGAGCCAACCAAUGGACGACUUCCGAGGGGGGCGACGCAUGCGACUGAACGGAGUAGCCAAGCCAGCUUUGUCCAAGCCGUCGUGGCAGAGCACGCCGAAUAAGGACAGAUCACCCCGCAAGGAGUUCGCAGCUCUUCCCGCCGAGCCUUCGCCCAUUCCAGAGCCGAGCACGCCUCCGAGACCGUCGCUAGAGCGCCCCCUCCCCAUCCCCGACCUCCAGCAGUUUAGGCAGGCGAGCCGCGAGUCGUCCAAAGAGGAUCUCGUCAACGAGAACACGCCACUGCGCAAAGCAUCGUCCGCCUCGUCGAGCGGAUCCAGCCUGCAGUUGGACACGUCCAGGCCCGACCGUAAGCCCGGCCUUCGGGACCCGGGCGACGUAGAUCUAAGCACGGAAGAAUUCCACCCAUACGACGUCACCGACGCGGGUGACCUCACGCCAGAAUUCACGCCCACAAACACACCCAGAAUACAGAGAGAUCGGGAUUACUCCAACAACAACCCCCCCUACAUCUCCACCUCCCGCCCCAGCGACGAAGAGGACGAAAACGAUAAUUUCAACGCCACUGAUCCCGACUUUCACGCACGACUGAGAAACGUCAUAGAGAACCAGGAAGCCGUUGCGGUAUAAUCUCUCAUCCAUCGUCGUCAGGCAGUUCAAAUUUAGCAACAAACCUCGAUUACAAUGAUUUAUUUUUUUAAAUUGCCAUUUCAACCUUCAAAUUUCUCUCUCUGCCAUUUUUCUUUGUCAUACAGUAUUAUAAGAACUUCACAGUGUAGCUCAUGUGGAAUUCGCAACUCAUCAUAACCUCUGAAGUGUCACUAAACCAUUUGCGUUCAUUUCUAACAUUGGAGAAUGGUUCUCUUAUAUUACCUUCCGAUUCUUUUGUUGUGGUGUAUUUUGAAUAUUUUGAGAGGAUUUGACAAGACCCUUAGUGCCAUACUUUUAAUGCCGGUGCCAAGCCCCAAAAAAGUUUUCAGAGAAAUAUUUUUUUGGCACAGACACCACCACAAUUGAUAUCAAUUUCACCAACAGCUUGAUAAUAAGUCUGUCAUAUUUGGUAUCUUAUCCCCAAAAUGAUGAACCUGUUUGACUACAGAAAAUGUUAUAAUGUGAUGAGUUGCCACAAACAAGAAAGGCUACUAAAAUUCCUAUAGUUGUUUGUUUGAACAUAUCAUUAUUGCCUUUGAUGAAACAAACUUAUCAAAGUGACUCUCAGAACCCUAUUGUUUAUGCCUUUACUGCCAAUGUUCUGUGUCGAAAGUCGUGGACAGAAUCAAACAUAAAACGGAGGCUUUUUAGGACACGUCGACAAACAUGUACGACCGGCGCGCCUGAGAAUGCUACGCUGGCGGGCGACCAACCGGAGCGCUGGUUACACCACACCAAAAACGUCCUGAUCACAUUCCAGUCCCAUUGCCAUGGCAACGGCACUCGCUUCCGACACGUGUACCCCACUGGUCGUAUUAACAGCUCCAAAUGCAACCGAAAUAGUACACAUGAGACCAUCACCAUCAUGCUUCCUCAUGACAUAGCAAGAUAUAAAUUGUGAUAUAGAAAGUAAGGACUACAACUAUUAGUAGAGGUUUUGAAGAGAGAACUUAAUGGAAAGAGUAAAGGAUGUACAUAUUUCGUAUAUCUUUCAUUGCUGGGUCUCCUGGACAUUUUUUCCCCUAAUUUAUUUAAGACAAAAAAAACAAGCUCAUUUAUAAUAUAUUUGUAGUUUUUUUUUGCUGUGUCAUGUAAAAUGUUAGCUGGUCUAGGAAUGAGUGUAUUUACUGAUAAAUAUUCUUGUCAGUGUUUGUGUAAAAAAAUCAUGAAGUUAGUCUGUUGUGUUAGCUUUAAUUGUGGUAGACUUUACAGUGUAGCAUGUAGCUACUAGCACCACCAUGGAAUAGAAGAGAAUGUAAGAUUGUGCGAAUUUGUAAUCUGCUAUGUUGACUGGGUAUUUAUGGGGAGGAGACAUGACAUUUGUCUGUUCUAGAGAUCUUGUAUAUUUUGCUCAAUUCAGACCUCUGGGAGGACUGAAAGUGUCCAUGACAAAGAUGGCUAACUAAUUACAGUAAUUAAUUGAUUAAAUUUCACCUUUCGAAUCAUACUAUCAUGAAAAAUUAUCAUGAAACUCAUUUGGAAGAAAUAAUCUUCCAUCCUGUAAUCAGAAUUUGGUGCUUUCUUUCUUAAUUCAUAGAUACCCCUGUAGUUGCUUGAGUACAUUGGAUUUUGCAAUGUGCUGCAGCUUAGGAAGGACACCUAGUGACUCAUCAAAGAACUGCAAACAAUUGCUUUUCAGCAUGCUGAACGUGCACCUAAUUUUACGACCACAUGACAUGCAAAGCUUUAUACUACCCAGAGUGCUAAUGAUGUUACAUGCUUACAUUAUAUGGAUUUUUAUUUCCCUGUUUUAGUGAUUGACUAUUCUUGAACAUUACAAGGUGCAUUCAAAGCUAGCAAGCUACCUUUUGCAGAGUAAAUUCAUUGCAAAUUCAGGCAGGAAACUAUCCUAGUAGUUUCGUUGAAGUUUGUAACACUAAUUAUGUAUUUUGCACAGUUAGGAAAGCAAAAUCCCUGUCCCAAUUUUUUCAUAGCUUGUACAACUGUUGAUGAUGUUUUCUACUAAUGAGCGACAAUGCAAGCAAGUAUGUACAUGUACUUGCUUCAGCCUAACAAAGUUUCUACUAACACUCUGGCAAAUGUAACGUUGAGAAGUGCAGAAUACAUGGUUAUGCUUUUAAAUUAUACAGUGAAAACUGCUUCUUUGUCAUGACACAAACAUGUGCUUCUACUUAACACCAGGCAUCCAUAGUGAUUUUAGGGCUGUAAAGCUGGAUUUUCAAAGUCAAUUUUCUGGCAAUUUUUUUAAUUUGGUAACUUUGAAUCAACCCUAUCCCAUAGCAUACUGAUAUCUGUGAGGCAAAAAUCUGAUGUAAAUGGUUGCUUGUUUUGUAUCGUAGACUGGUUGUAUCCAAUUGUUUAGCUUGUUAUGGGGCUAUUUAAAACACUUUUUAAGUAUGAAGUGAUUGACAAAAUUGUGCUUAGAAAUGGCAGUAAAUGUCAAAAUCAGACAGAUUUCCUCAUCCAGAAUACCUUUCUGUUUUUCCGCCCUAAAAUUGCAUUGGAUGCCUUGAAUAAACGUAUGCCUGGUAUGUUUAAAUUGGGAGGGCGCAGUCAUGUUGCUUCUGCCUACAACUUUGUAAUCAAUGAGGAUAAGCUUUAUGCAGUAAAUAUUCCAUCGCUAAGUUGCAACAUGUUAGACUUUCAAUCAGUGCAGUUCUCUUCCUGUGUGGAGCAAAUCAGUGAUUUGGUUUUUUCUUUUUCUGUGGCAUCAACUUAGAUUGUAGGAUAGUCGGCUUUACCACUUCUGUGUAAGUCUUCUGUCUGUGCUUCGAAAACAUUAUCAGAGAGUGCCAUUGGUAACAAACGAAAAGAGGGGGAUAUGGAAGUGUUCAGCUGUCACAAUAUAAGGUGCAUUUUUGGAUACAAAAAAAAGUAAGCUAUUAAGAUCCUACUAGGUCUAUGAACAGAUAAUAGAUGUUCUGCAUUCUAUUGUACAAAAGAAUUAUAAAGUAUGGUAACAAACAGUACCUGUACAUUGAGACAAGGAUGUAGAAUUAUCAGAUAGCGAAGAUUAAAAAAGAAAAACAUAUUACUAAUGAGAUAAUGUUGUGCAUACAAGCAAGCCUUGUCUGUAAUACUACAAAGAAGUGUAGAAAUCCCACAUCUUGUACUUUAUACAUUGCUGCAAGAGGACUGUGUGCCAUGGAGCAUUUUCUACCUAAAGCUUUAAAUGCCUGCCUUAAAAAACUGCAUACUUAAUUGUAAUCUUUUAUUACUGCUUACCAUUUAGAUCAAUGCACAAACAAGAGAAGAAUAUAUGCGGUAUUUGUAACACAAGUACAAUGUAAUGUUAGGUGUAUGGCUUAUAUUUGUUUUCCUUUAAUACAAUUGACAACAUGACAGCCAGCAUACAUGUAAGCACUGAAGUUGCACUCUACUUUGUAAUGUUUUUGUGAUAUUUUGAUGUACAUUUUUGAAUAGGAGCUGUAUAUUGUAUUGAAACCAAGUGUUGUGUUGAAAUUGUUCAGUUUUGAAAUAUGCUCAGCUCACCCUUUUUAAUAAAGUCUUAGACGACAA